AUGUUAUACAAAACUCAGCUUUGCUCUUUUUACGCAAAAGGAAUUUGCGCUCGUGGCAACAAAUGUAGUUGGGCUCAUGGGGAAUUAGAUGUUAGACCGAUGCCAAAAUUUUACAAAACUCGAAUGUGUUAUACAUUUUUAUCGGGAAGUUAUUGUGAAGCCUCUAAAUGUACAUUUGCUCAUACAGAAGAAGAAUUAAGAGGCUCUGGAAAGGCCCUGAGGUUGUGCACAAAAUAUUUUUUAGAUGGGUAUUGUAGUAAGGCAGAUAAAUGUCCCAUGGCGCAUAGCAUAAACCAGCUAGACCCAUCUGUAAAAUUUUCGUCGACAGAACUUAUGAGUAGAGUUUAUAAUAAUGAAGAAAUUGAAAACUAUAAAAAUCAAAUGGACAUAAAUAGUAAUGAAAGCAAGCAAGCAGAUGAAGUAAAGGGAAAUCAUGAAGAUUAUAAUGAUAAUAUGAAUAAUGGUGAUAGUGAAAAGGAUAAUAAUGAAAAUAAUUCUAAAAAUAAUAAUGGGAGUAAAAAUGGACAAAGAGAUAAUAGUAGGAAUACCAAGAUUAAUAAAAGUAAUAGAAAUAAUGAAUAUGAGUUGCGUAAAGGUUUAGGAGAUAAUGAAGAUGAUGGAAAUAAAGAAAAAGAUAAAUAUAAUAUGAAUCGUUUUCGUAAUAGUGAAAAUAUGAAGGACUUAAAAAAAUCUCCUUUUAAUUUUUAUCGAAAUAGUGAGAGAAAAACAUACAAAGAAUAUUUGCUUGACACAAACCAACUUAAUGGUUGUAUCGGAGACAUAGACAAAGAUGAAGAUAUUUUGUACAACGACCUUUUGAUGAAUGGAGAUUAUAUGAGAAGAAAAAAUUCUACAAAAGAAAAUUUGAUAAACAAUAAAUUUGAGAGCACAACAUCAAAUGGAUAUCAUUAUAAUUAUGAUGGACUAAUGGAUGAAAGAGAACUGUCUAAUAACAAAAUGUACAAAUAUAAGAAUGUAAAUAAUGGAGAGAAUAUAGAUAUGUUUAGUAAUAAUUAUGUAAAUUUAAAAAAUUUUAAUAUAACAAAUAAAACAAUGUUACUAAAUGAGUAUUAUAAAAAUAAUUUUUCGUUAGCAGAACAUAAUACACAAAAUGGUGAAAAUAGUAAGGGAAAUAACAGCAAUAAUAUGAAUGGGACAUAUGAGGAUAUUAAUAAUUUUGAUAGGAUGUCUAUUUUAAGAAAGAUGGAUAAACAAAGUUUAUUAUUAAAUAUGAAUUAUGAUAUAAAUUUUAAUUCGAUGAAAAAUGGUUAUAAUGAUAAUAAUGAAAUUAAUAUGAAUGACGAAAAAAAUAUUUUUGUGAAAAAUAAUAAAAAUGGUGAUCUAAUUAAUAAUCAAUUUUUUGACAUUAAUAUAAACAAAUAUGAUGAUUCAAAGAAUUGUUCAAAUUAUUUUAAUGAAAAUGGGAUAAACAAAAAAAAAGAAAGAGGAGAAAAUAUUGAUAAUAUAGAGAAUUUCAAAAAUAUGUCUAUCGGAUUUAAUUAUAAAAAUAGAUCUAGAACAGACCGAUAUGGUAAUAAUAUGGCAAAUCUUAGUUUAAUGAACAAAAUGAAUGAAUCUGUUGAUGUUUCUGAUUUAAAUAAAGUUGGAUUUGAUGAAAAAAAUGAGAAAAACCUAAAUGAAAUGCGACAAAUGAAUAUGAAUUUAGAAAGUUUGAUAUAUAAUAUGAAUAAUAUAAAUUUGGGUGAUGGAAGUAAAAGUGAAAAGGAAUCUAAAAACCGAAUUUUAAUGCAAGCAUUUAUGAAAUCAAGUAAUGAUAAUAAUAGUCUUAAAAUUCAAUCUGAAAAAAAUAUUCAAAAUGGAAAUGAAGAAAUAAAACGAAAUGAUGAAAACAAAAUAAAUCAUGAAUCUUUUGAAUAUUAUACAAAUAAUGUUGAUUAUGAAUUUAAAAAAAUUAUUAUGGAUAAUGAAUUUUUAUUAGACAAUAAUAAUGGAAGUAAUAAUAUUAACAAAUAUAAUGAAUUUAAUGAACAGUUCAUAAUUCCUAAAACUUCAAACAAUAAUAAUGAGCAUAUUAUGAGUAACUAUACAGUAUUAAGUUCUAAUGAUUUAUGCAACAGUAUGAAUGCUAUGACAAAUUUUAGUAAUGUAAACAGUAUUAGUAAUUUGAGUAGCGCUUGUAAUAUAGAGGAUAUUAAUAAGAAAGGAAAUAUGAAUGGACUUAAGACAAAUUAUUAUAAUAAUUAUGAUAGUUAUAAAAAAAAUGCAAUUAAUAAUAUGAACACUGGAAUAAUAAAAGGGAAUGGCAAUAUGGAAUAUGAAAAUAUAAAAGCAAGCUCAAGUUCCAAAUUAAAUGAUUUAAAAGAUAUACGAAAUGAUGAAAUAAAUAAUUUUAUUAAUGAAGGUGUAAUGGAUAAAGCUUAUAUUGAAAAAGAAAUAAUUUCAUCUGAUGAAAAAAAUGGACAAGGAGGAGAAAGACAUGAUGAAGGUUAUACUUCACUAUCAUCGAAUGAAUCUUUGACUAAUGAUUAUGAUUUAAAAAAAGGAAAUAAAAAAAUGAAAAAAAAUAAAAUUAUAAAUAAAAAAGGAAAUAACAUAAAAAAAGAUAUACUAAAUGAAGAACAAGAAAUAAAUGAAAAUUUAUCCGAUGAAAGUACUAUAUUAUUAAAUGGAAAAGGAAAUGAUAAAAUGAGUGAAAAUCGUAUGAACAGUCAUAACGAAAUGAGAAAUAAUGACAAUAUAUUAAACAUGUCAGAAUAUAAAUGGAACAUGUGCAUGCUUAAUGGAAAUAAUAAUAAUGGUAGAAAUUAUGAUUAUAUAAAAAAUAAGUUUGGUAAUAUAAAUGAAAAUAGUAUGAAAUUUGAUGAUAUUAACAAAUUUUUAUUAGGAAAUAAUAAUAAUGUUUCGAGCUAUGAUUUUGAAAAAAUAUUUUCAAAUAAAAAAAAAGUUGGAGAAAAUAUGAACAGUCAGGUAGAAAUGGACACAAACAACAUGAACGAUUUAAUAGACUAUCAAAAUAGAAGAAAUAUUAUGAACAAAAAUAAAAAUGGAUAUAAUAAGAAUGGAAAUUUAUUAAGCAUGUUUCAAAAUGGUUAUAACAAUAUGAAUACUAUUAAUAUUGGUGAAUCAAAUAGAGAAAUAAAAAAUGGCAAUAUGAUUAGUGGUGUAAAUAAUAAUAUGAACGGACAGGUAUUUAGCUACAAUUAUUUUAACAAAAAUAAUAUGAACAAUGUUAAGAAUGGCUGUAUUAAUAGUAAAGACAAUGAUGAUAUAAUUAAUAAUAAUAAUUUUUUUAGCAAUGUAGAAAAUAGUAUAACAAGCGGUAUGUUAAAUGACUCAUUAAAUGGUACUGAUCAAAAUUAUUAUAUAAAUGAAAAUAAAAAAAAUGAUUUAUCUCAGCUUUCUAAACAUAAUUAUUCUAACUAUUUUUUAGACAAUAAUGAAAAUAGUUCAAGUAUAUCGAAUUUAAAUUUUUAUGAAAUGGCAUAUAAGACUAAUGGUGGUUUUUCAAACUAUGGACAUGGCAAUAAUACCGUGAAUAAUGAAAAUAAUAAAAUCGAUAUAUUAAAUACAAAAAAAAAUACUCAAUCUAUUAGCGGUGAUGAUAAUAAUGAUAGUUUAUCUUUAAAUAAUAAGAAUGGAAAAAAUGUUUUAAAUAAUUGUACACCCCUUACUUACAAUUUCAAUGGAUUAUAUGAAUGUCUCAACAAAAAUGAUAAAGUAAAAACAACCGAAUAG
Messenger RNA from Plasmodium vinckei vinckei, 3696 nucleotides. RefSeq names its product zinc finger protein, putative. Gene Ontology annotation, molecular function: metal ion binding; mRNA binding. The record is from RefSeq and is a predicted model, not a curated record. The coding region runs from base 1 to 3696 and encodes 1231 amino acids. The transcript is spliced from 5 exons. Lineage: Eukaryota; Apicomplexa; Aconoidasida; Haemosporida; Plasmodiidae.